AUGACGCACCGCAGGUUUGCGGACGUGGCGGCUGUCGGUGCGGAAGGCGGAGACGCGGGCGACGGCGGCGACUGUGGCGACCGUGGCAGAAGCCGAUCCAGACACCCGAGAACCUGGAGUCGGUCAUGAACGUCUCCGGGGCUGCGGCUGUGGUGGUGGGCAUAACUGUGUCGCCGCGCCCCUGCUAGAGUACAGUUAUAAAAUCAUGGCGGGGAGGAAUCAGAAUCGCACUGUUUCUCACCCAGGACCGCAGGCCAGUGGCCAUGUACAUGCCUUUGGGAAUUGUACAGACAAUGACAUGUUGGAAGAAGACGCUGAAGUCUACGAGCUUCGGUCCAGAGGAAAGGAGAAGGUGCGAAGGAGCACUUCGAGAGAUAGACUUGAUGACAUUGUUUUAUUAACAAAGGAUAUCCAGGAAGGAGACACUCUAAACGCAGUGGCCCUUCAGUACUGCUGUACGGUAGCAGAUAUCAAAAGAGUUAACAAUCUCAUCAGCGAUCAAGACUUUUUUGCUCUUAGGUCUAUCAAAAUUCCAGUUAAAAGGUUUAGUUCUUUGACAGAAACUCUUCAUCCUCUGAAAGGAAGACAAGUUUCGCAUCCUCCGCCUGUUCCCUAUUUUCAAGAGCAAGACAUUGUGCCAGCUGAUGACUCCCUUUCUUCCAGUGAAUCAGCUGGCAGUUUCCUAAAAGAAGUGGACCGGGACAUAGAGCAGAUAGUCAAGUGUACAGACACCAAGAAGGAGAACCUGAAUGAGGUAGUGUCUGCCUUAACGGCGCAGCAAGUCAGCUUUGAACCUGAUAACAAAAGCAUUCACCGGAAGGAUCCGUAUUACGGAGCAGACUGGGGGAUUGGUUGGUGGACAGCUGUAGUGAUAAUGUUGAUAGUGGGUAUAAUAACACCGGUGUUUUAUUUGCUGUAUUAUGAAAUUUUAGCUAAAGUGGAUGUUAGUCACCAUUCAACAGUGGGUUCUUCACACUUGCAUCCAGGACUCACGCCUCCAUCACAGCACAGAGAGAUGGAAAAUGGAAUUGCUCCAACAAAAGGAAUACCUGUUGCUCAACAAGAUGACCACAAACUACAUAGGCAAGACCCUCAGGCACAUGAUGCUCAACACAGACCGUAACAGGGAGCUUCGAACAGUGUUAGUUAGUGGUCAUGUGUGCAUAUGGAAUAUGGUGACUCAUUAUCAACAACUGCUUCAAAGUCAGAAUCUAGGAACAUUGGAAGAUGGCUUGUUUUUAUCUCUAAAGUUCCUGAGUCUUUUACAAAUGGAUUGUCUAUAACACCUGCAUAUGCUAUAUUAACACUGCUCAGUCCGUUCGCCUGCUGUAUCACUUCUUAAAGCAGAAAUUAAUUUAAAUGUAUAUCUAGGAAUUCUAACUUAGAAGAUGCUGUCAUUUUUCUUAUUCAAGAUUAGUUAUGUUUAAAUUUUAUCUUUUAAAAGAUUGUUUUUUAAUUUAAGGUGGUUCAUGUCAAGGAUUCCAAAUGCUUACAACUGAAGAAAAUUUGAUGCCAUAUCUACCACCAAAUUACUAAUUGUAAAAGUUUUAAUUCUAAAAUUAUUCCUGAUAUCAAGUACUUACCACUUAAAUUUGAAACUUUAAAAACAUGUUUAGCAUAUGCUCUAUAAAAGCAAAUGUAGAAACAGAUAUGGAAACAUUGUUUAUAAUUUGUGUAAUAUAGGCUAAAAAAUAGAUUAAGUAUUUUAAGACCCCAAAAUAAUGUCUUUGGGUUGGAAACUUCCCAUUUGAUCACAAGGACACUGAAAUAGGUCAAGACCUAUUCCUUAAAAAAAGGAAUCCUUUAUGACUAGCCCUUCUUCAUUUUUAAAAAUACUUGUGUCUGAUAUUUGAAGACACUUUUGUAGAUCUUCGAUAAAGUGUUACACAGAAGAGCAUAUUCAGCAAAUUCCUCUUUACAUACUGUGACUGAUUAUUGCUGUUAUAAAUAGUAACAUGCCUUAAUUAACACUUAAUGCCUUAAAAAGUUACUUUACAUAAGUUCAUGUACACUUCACAAUCAAAGUUAAACCAUUGUGAAUGAUUUUAUUGAAUAGGCUGUCAUUACACAGGCUAUGUAAAUUUGCCUGUCUUCACUUUUAAGCAAAAAUUAAUGGAGUAAAAACAAAUUUGCACAAUCUGCCUGUGAAGUCUUGCAGAAGAAAAUGAUUCAUUAAGCAAAAAUGAGUAAACAGGACUUUUACAUUAACCAUAGAUAGAUUGCUUUAUUUGGUGAUCUACCGAUCUCUGCAUUUCAAAAAAGAACCUGUCUAAUUUAGAUUAUUUCCACCUAAUCUGCAUCAUCCAGUUGAGAAACAUAUGCCAAAGGUGUGUGUGUGUGGCUUGGUCAAAAGGGCUUAAUAGUGGCAUUUUCUACAUCUAAUGUGGGACAACCAAUUUGGCUAAGAAGUGUGUUUUUAAAAUACACCUUUAGGGAGUAGAGUCUGAAUUGCAUGGUUUUUGUGUAAUAUAGUGCAUACCUUAAAAUAUGUUACAUUACCUCAUUUUUUAGACAUUAUUUCCUAAAUCAAUGUUUCAACUUUUAAACAUUUUGUAUAACAAAUUCCAAUCCUAAUACCAGGAGUUAUUACUAUAUAUUUGUUAAUCUGGGAUUUUAUAUACUUUGAGAAGAAAAAGCAUUACAAAAAGACAGACAUGGAAGUCAAUCAUUUUAAAGUCCCUGCAUCGGAGCAGUUUUAGAAAAUUUUCUUUAUUUAAUAAUAGGAACAUUUUGAUAAAUUCAUUCCUUGAAUAAAUCUUAGUUAAUUUUUUUAACAUACCACGUGCAUUUUGAAAUAAUAGUGAUCUUUAAUUAUGCUCAGUGUUAACACAGCCAGUUUACAUUACUUUAUUAAGCCUGCUGAAAAAUCAAGUUUUAAGUAAAAAAAAAAAAUGCAGAUUUCAGGGCACAACAGGCUACAUAACCUCUAUUUACAUCAAACAGAUGAAAUAUAGAGUUGUGAUUUCUUUUUUAGGUGGUUUUACUUAGAAUUGUAAUUGAAGGGUCUGAUCACUUAUGUUUAAAGGAGGAAGUAUAUUUGCUGGUUAAAAUAGUUUCUGUCUUGAGCAUCCUUUCUGAAGGAAAUACAACAUAUGUCCUUAGGAUACAACCAAGCCAUUUCCUUUUCCUAUAUAUCUUAGAAUUAUUAAUAGAAUAUAAUUCUAUAUGUAGAAUUAUGCUUUCAUCUGUAAAAGAAAAAACUGCAACAUUAAUAUUUGAAAGUAUGUUAAAUGUACAUUUGCAAACUGCCAAUUUUUGGCAACUGCAAACUACAUUGUAUUCUAGACAUCAUCAGCACAGUUGUCAUUGUUUGUUACUAUGGAUUAUGCCCAAGCCCUGGAAUUUUCUUUGAGGCUUUAAUUUUUAUGUGUUCAUGUACGUGGAUGCAGUUAUAAACAUAGCAGAUCUGAGUCAUAGCCAUUGAGUUUAUUACCUCACCUAAAAACUUGGAAUUGCAAAUAAAGAAAAAUCUGAUAUUGUUAUAGGGCAAAUUCUUGACCUUGACUUGGUACUUAAGGUUUCUUUUCUGGUGGAGUUUGGUUGUUAAAGCUUUUUUUGUUUGAUUGUUUUUUGUUUCUUGGCUUUUUUUCCUUCGGGACAGGGUUUCUCUGUGUAGCCCUGGCUGUCCUGGAACUCAUUCUGUAGACCAGGCUGGUCUACAAGUCUUGAACUCAGAAAUCGCCUGCCUCUGCCUCCCAAGUGCUGGGACUAAAGUCAUGUGCCACCAGUGCCUGGCAAGCUUUUUUUUUUUUGGA
This is a messenger RNA of Apodemus sylvaticus (European woodmouse), 3755 nucleotides long. It is a transcript of the gene Lysmd3, whose product is annotated as LysM domain containing 3. Gene Ontology annotation, cellular component: Golgi apparatus. NCBI's taxonomy places the organism in Eukaryota, Metazoa, Chordata, Mammalia, Rodentia, Muridae. The coding region runs from base 206 to 1123 and encodes 305 amino acids. The record is from RefSeq and is a predicted model, not a curated record. Gene Ontology annotation, biological process: Golgi organization. The transcript is spliced from 3 exons.